Messenger RNA from Magallana angulata, 1526 nucleotides. RefSeq lists its product as uncharacterized. NCBI's taxonomy places the organism in Eukaryota, Metazoa, Mollusca, Bivalvia, Ostreida, Ostreidae. The coding region runs from base 187 to 1503 and encodes 438 amino acids. The record is from RefSeq and is a predicted model, not a curated record. The transcript is spliced from 17 exons.
UAUCAAUAUUAAUAUCAGUAAUAUCUACCCAGAAAAGGGUUCAAAACCAAGCUUUACGGAACAGACAAGGAAGAAGUUGAUAUUUGUGUUGGAUUUCCCAAACACUGAAUCCUACAGUCAUACACAGUAGCUAACCCCAGGCGAGUAAGGUAUUCGCUGCCUACAUCCGGUGCUUUUUCUUUCUAAAUGGCGGAGGAUGAAGGUGAUUAUGUCCAAGAAUUUUCUUUAUUGGAAUCGACAGGACAACGUGUUGUCUUAAAGAUUAACGUUAAAGAAGGGCACGUAAGAUAUAUUAGGAAGGGAGAGGUUAAACAAUCGUGCAUGGUACAAGAUCUUACAGUCUGUAGCAAGAAUGAUUUAGAAAUAGCAGUCAAUAUUGGGCCACUUGAAAAAAUAUUGUCGGCUGAAAAUUCCCAGAGCAAAGUGGAAACCCUAAAAAACAUUGAAGCAAUCAAAGAACAACACGCGAUCAAACCUAGCAUCUACUCAAAAGAAGGAUCUUACAUAAUAAAAGAAGGAUUUUUGAAUAAAAAGGGAAAUACCGUACUUGAAAAAUGGGCCAGGCGAAAAGUAUGCAUCAAACGAGGACUUAUAAUCUAUUACCCAGAGCAAUCAGAGAAAACGAUUAAACUUGAGCCUAUUAUAGAAUGUCAUGUGGAGGCCAUAGGGACAGACAAGUUCAACGUCACAGUACCGGAAAGAACUUACAGUUUUCAGAUUCCAGACUCUGUACGAGACAAAGAGGAAGAACGGGAUAACUGGAUAAAAUGCAUAAGAACUGCUAUAACUGACAGAGUCCCACCCCAAAGACCCGGAUUUCAUCAGGUGUUACCAGAUGAUGUUAUUCGAAAGAGCAUCAAACGGAAAACCAUCCCCAAAUCUUUGGUAGUAAAGCAAGGCUACCUUGAUAAAAGGGGAAAUGCGAAAGUCAAAGUCUGGAAUGAGCGUUUUGUCAGUGUGGAAAUUGGAAAGUUUUCAUACGCUCUCCCAAACAAAACAGAAAAUACGUUAAAUGUGGUCAAUCUUCAAGAGGGUGAAGUUUCAGUUAUAUCCACUAAAACCUAUGGGUUUGAUGUACAGAUUCCUGGCCGAACCUUCCAUUUUAGAAUUCAAGCCAAAGUGGAAAACAAAGAGGAAGAACAUUUAAAUUGGAUGAAAGCUUUUAACAAAGCAUGCUGCUCCACUACAUCCUCUGAGUUAAUAAAAGGAGAACACGAAGAAAAUGACGACAACACAAAUAAGAAAGAAAAAGCUUUUAACAAAGCAUGCUGCUCCACUACAUCUUCUGAGUUAAUUAAAGGAGAAAACGAAGAAAAUGACGACGACAACACUAAUAAGAAAGAAAAGGAAUUAAAGAGUGUGACGGACAACACUGAUGAUGAUGAAAGCUGUAGCGACACUUCGAGAAUUCCAUUAAAAGGGAGCUUUAAGGAAACUAAACUGGGUUCAACAAGAUCGUACCGGAAACACCUCAGAGGCGACAGUUUAGAUGAGCACCUCUAAAUCCGGUCUUUUAUGUUAAUCAU